ACCUCGGUCUAAGUUUGGGGAUGGGUUGGUCUAAGGAAUGAUGUAAUUCGCCUCUCUCCUGCUAGCAAACACAUUCCUUCGUUCCUUUCCACCGUGCGGGCAGUAUGGAACAGUUCAGCGCGCGCACAUAACGCGCUUAUUCCUGCUAAGAGAGAGAGAGCUGCGAAACCGGAACAAAACCAAACGGAAUAUAUUUUAUACCAGGAGAGCUGUACCUCAGUGGAUAAAGUUUUAGGUGAGAUUGGAAGCUUUUUCUGCUCUGAACUAGUUCAAUUCUAGGGGAAGCGCUCAUUGCGCAGGGAAGCGGUCAAAUGCGUGUGAGACGGGUGAUCAGUGCGCACCAGAAGGGCACUAUGUUUUCCUGGCUGUUCCAACUGUGUGCGUUAUUUCAAUAUGCUGAAGAAACGACCUAACCUACCGCCACUGUUAUGAAUGCAUGGCAGAGUUGAACUGUUGGGCAGUGGCGAUUGGGAGAUUAUGAAUUCAGAAUGGAUUUGACACAACUGACAACAGUUCUCUGUAACUCCACGGAGGAUAGCAAUGCUACAAAAACGGCGAAACCUUUUCCACACACAGUGCUAACAUCGGCGUUAAUCAUCCUCGUCGUCACUCUCGUUAUUUUGGUCACGAUUGUGGGUAACGUUCUGGUUAUAGUGGCAGUUUUAACCAGCCGAGCGCUCCGUGCGCCACAAAACCUUUUCCUGGUGUCUCUCGCCUCAGCAGACAUCCUCGUGGCUACGCUAGUGAUCCCCUUUUCUUUAGCCAACGACAUCAUGGGAUACUGGUACUUUGGGAGCACGUGGUGUGCCUUUUACCUGGCCUUAGACGUUCUGUUUUGCACCUCAUCCAUCGUUCACCUGUGCGCCAUCAGUCUGGACCGGUACUGGUCCGUGACGAAAGCGGUGAGCUACAACCUUAAGAGGACGCCGAAGCGCAUCAAGUCCAUGAUAGUGAUAGUUUGGGUCAUAUCAGCUGUCAUUUCCUUUCCUCCUCUUAUCAUGACCAAACACAACGAACAAGAGUGUCUGAUAAAUGAUGAGACUUGGUACAUACUCUCCUCUUGUCUCGUCUCCUUUUUCGCUCCUGGGUUUAUUAUGAUCACAGUGUACUGUAAAAUAUACCGGGUGGCCAAACAGCGCUCCUCCACUGUGUUUGUCGCUAGAAAUGGUCUGGAGAGGAACCCCUCACAGUCAGAGACAUGUUUCGUUCGAAAGGAUAAGUUCGAGGUGGAGAGUCCCAGUAGCCACAGCUCGGGAAGUAAUCAACACCAGGAGGAGCUGGAUGACAUUGACCUGGAGGAGAGUUGUGCGUCGGACAACAAACCCAAGAACUGCCGCUUCUCCAAGCGGAGGAAGGUGGAGGGCUCAGACUGUUGCACUAAACAGAACUGCCGCGUCUCAUGGGCUUCUAACCGACAAUCCCAGUUGUUUCAAGAGCAGAACAACAGACGGUCCGCAUCCAAAACUAAAGUGGCGCAGAUGCGAGAGAAACGCUUCACGUUUGUGCUGGCUGUAGUGAUGGGAGUUUUUGUCCUCUGCUGGUUUCCCUUCUUCUUCACAUACAGUCUUCACGCUAUCUGCAGGGAGAGAUGCACCAUUCCCGGAGCCUUGUUCGACGUAUUCUUUUGGAUAGGUUACUGCAAUAGUUCAGUUAACCCAAUUAUAUAUACUGUUUUCAAUAGAGACUUUCGGAAAGCCUUUAAGAAGAUAAUAUGUACAAGUACAAAACGCACAUAAACUAUUUCUCCCACAUCGUUCAAAUGUAUUUAAAUGUGCACAAAAUGUUUCAUGGGAAAUGUAAAUAAAUGUUCGUGUAUAAAUUGAAUGUGAUCAGAGGUAGAUAUUACAUUAUAUGCGCAGUGCAAAUGUGAGAAUGUCAUUUUGAAAUCAUGUUUAGUUAAAUUAGAUUAUUUUAUUUAUUUAUAAAAUUAAAAUUUUCUUACAACGGGUGUUUCAAAUGGGGUUUGUGGUGCAGGAUGUUAAUGAAUGUCACAUUUGUGAUUGUAUGAUUAUAACCCUUAAACCAA
Messenger RNA from Clupea harengus (Atlantic herring), 2026 nucleotides. RefSeq names its product adrenergic, alpha-2D-, receptor a (gene adra2da). The record is from RefSeq and is a predicted model, not a curated record. Gene Ontology annotation, biological process: regulation of smooth muscle contraction; platelet activation; regulation of vasoconstriction. Gene Ontology annotation, molecular function: alpha2-adrenergic receptor activity; epinephrine binding. NCBI's taxonomy places the organism in Eukaryota, Metazoa, Chordata, Actinopteri, Clupeiformes, Clupeidae. Gene Ontology annotation, cellular component: plasma membrane.